Molecule: messenger RNA, 2146 nt
Organism: Anopheles coluzzii
Lineage: Eukaryota; Metazoa; Arthropoda; Insecta; Diptera; Culicidae
Gene: Got1
Product: aspartate aminotransferase, cytoplasmic
Exons: 4
Coding region: 253-1467 (404 amino acids)
Biological process (GO): L-aspartate biosynthetic process
Cellular component (GO): cytosol
Molecular function (GO): L-aspartate:2-oxoglutarate transaminase activity; pyridoxal phosphate binding
Source: RefSeq, a predicted model, not a curated record
CAAUUGCGAACGGAAGAGCAAAAGGGUCGGACGAGAAAGUGCAAAAAGCGAAACACGACUGCCAACAUAGGACCGCCGAGUUUUCGCUUUGGGACAGACAGCCCCGGUUCAUUCAGUUAUCUCCCGUCGACGUUGGUGGUUGGCACGAUUCGUACUCCUCCCCCCCGCCGUGUCCAAAGUGGUGCUUCCAGUAGCUUGUAAGUGCUUCGCAAGUGUGCAACUACGUUCCAGCAAAUACCACCAACUGCAACGAUGAGCAUCUUCGCCUCGGUCGAGCUGGGCCCUCCCGUGGAGGUGUUUGCCCUUAAUAAGGCCUGCAACGACGACCCCAAUCCGAACAAGGUUAAUCUUGGCGUAGGAGCCUAUCGCACGAAUGAGGGCAAACCUUGGAUUCUGCCGGUGGUGAAGAAGGCCGAGGCCGCUAUCGUCGCCGAUGGAUCGCUCAACCACGAGUACCUGCCGGUGCUCGGUAUGGACAGUAUCACGAAUGCGGCCAGCACGCUGCUGCUGGGCGACGGUAGCGAGGCGCUCGCGAGCAAGCGGGCGUUCGGCGUGCAGUGCCUGUCCGGUACCGGGGCCCUCCGGCUGGGGGCCGAAUUUUUGGCCCGCAUACUGCACCGCACCGUCUUCUACUACUCCGACCCGACGUGGGAAAACCACCACAAGCUGUUCCUGUACGCGGGCUUCACGGAGCCGCGCACCUACCGGUACUGGCACCAGGAGACGCGGGCCAUCGACUUUGCCGGCAUGCUGGAGGAUCUGGAGCAGGCGCCCGAGGGGGCGGUCGUUAUUCUGCACGCCUGCGCCCACAACCCGACCGGCAUCGAUCCGACCGAGGACCAGUGGAAGCAGAUCGCGGACGUGUGCGAGAAGCGCAAGCUGUUCCCGUUCUUCGACUCCGCCUACCAGGGCUUUGCGAGCGGCGACCCGAACAAGGACGCGUUCGCCGUGCGCUACUUCGUGAGCCGCGGAUUUGAGCUGUUCUGUGCGCAAAGCUUUGCCAAGAAUUUUGGCCUCUACAACGAACGUAUCGGUAAUUUGACGGUCGUGCAGAAGGAGGCCAGCACCAGUGCGGCCGUCGCGUCGCAGAUUACGCUGCUCGUGCGCGGCAUGUACUCGAACCCGCCCGCCUUCGGCAGUCGCAUCGUGAGCCGCGUGCUGAACGACACGGAGCUGCGCAGCGAGUGGAUGGAGUGCAUCAAGACGAUGAGCUCGCGCAUCAUCACCAUGCGCAAGGCGCUGUACGAUGAGCUGGUGGCGCUGAAGACGCCCGGCACCUGGGAACACAUUACCAACCAGAUCGGCAUGUUCUCCUACACCGGACUGAAUGAGAAACAGGUCCAGAUACUGAUGAAGGAGUUUAGCAUCUACCUGCUGAAAACGGGACGCAUCAGCAUGUGCGGGCUCAACGAGAGCAAUGUGGCGUACGUGGCCAAGGCUAUCCAUGCCGCAGUGACCAGGGAAUAGUACACAGCCGCCCAAUGGUCGCCACGGAGCGGGAAGGGAAGUUAUCUCGGGAGGCCGCAAACGGAAGGCACCCAGCACCCGCUCACCCCCCUAUAAUCUCCCCCCAACACUGCUCUGCAACCUGCAUCAGCUAUCCAGCGAUUCACAUUUACGCACCAGAAGAAGCCUUUAAUUUUGUCACGGCAGAGUUCGAUUCAUUUGCACUGGGUUUUGCACAUUCACGCUGCGUGAGAAAUAGAGAUAAACACUAUGCCACAUACCGGUGCGACAGACAGAUAAUUAUUUUCUUUUUACGAACAACGGCCACAACGGCUUAGAAGCAACAGUGCAAAGUUUGCACGCGACACACAGUACAAUACAGUUUACAAAACACCAACCACGAAAACACGGGUCGUACGUAGCGAUUGUUUUUUAUACAUCACUUAGCAUUGUGAAUGUGUUUUCUGUAGUGCGGCGUCGGGUGGCGUGAAGAUAUUCCGAUCGGUUCAUCAAAUCGGUUUAGCAUAUUGAAGGCAGAAUUAGAAAAACGUAGUAAUGCUCUAUCUCAAACAAUGCCCUUAACAACGCAAAGCUGCGCAUUCUUUGCAGCCCCCGCAGCCACAUGUAUUAGGACAAACGGCAUUUUAAGCGUCGGCUUGGCUCGAUGAAACAAAUAAAGAACGAUAUUCCGGAAACGAAA